Diaporthe batatas is the source of this 2121-nucleotide messenger RNA. RefSeq names its product phosphatidylinositol N-acetylglucosaminyltransferase. Gene Ontology annotation, biological process: GPI anchor biosynthetic process. NCBI's taxonomy places the organism in Eukaryota, Fungi, Ascomycota, Sordariomycetes, Diaporthales, Diaporthaceae. The record is from RefSeq and is a predicted model, not a curated record. Bases 1 to 2121 code for a protein of 706 amino acids. The transcript is spliced from 5 exons. Gene Ontology annotation, cellular component: endoplasmic reticulum; membrane.
AUGCCAGAGCAUGAUGGGUUGAUGCGCAUUUUCUGGCCGAACGACAUCCCAAGGUCCGACCUGCCUGGGGUGGUCGUGGGCUGGAGGAACUCGGCAUUGGAUGUGUUCGUGGUCGCCAUUCUGGAAGCCGUCGAUGCCCGAAUGGUCGAGGGCGCGCUGAAGUCCCUCACCCUGUUCAGGAGCGCUCCCCACCCGAUAGGACGCAUCUUCGAGCUGUGCGGCCAGUCGAGCAUGCACGUACUUGGUGUCUCAAAUGCUGCCGACUCGGUUAUUAUUGACCCGUCGUGGGUGCGCGUGAACAUGGAUGCCAAUGCUCGAAUCCCUCAGGUCCGAUGCGCCAAGGCCUCAAGUAUACAGAUCAUACUAUUCCAGCGACCGCUCCCGACGAGAAUGCAAUACAUAUCGCUCAAUCCCAUUGCGCUGGCCUUGGGCGACAAGCCCACGGACGAGAGGACGGCGCCCGUCGGCGAGGCCGAGGCCCAGGAGGAAAUACAGGAACGCCUUCGGAGGGAGAAAUCCGAGCGACUCGUCGAGAAACUCAAACAGCAUUCUGUCAUAAAGCGACCUGCCUCGAACAAGGAAAGGGCCCUCCCCAGAAUCGUCAACCAGAUAAAUUGGUCCUUGGAGCUUGAGACGCUUCUUCAGAAAAACGUAUCAAGACUAGGAGCGAGACCCAAGCGAAGUCUGAGUGUGUCUGAGCGAGUGGUAGAAUCUGCGACUACGAUGAAGAACAUUGUUCUGCUCUGGAUAUGGGAACUGAUCACUGUCUAUCUGUAUCCCAUCAUCAGGCGAGGCUUCAUUCUUGGCCUCAUCGGCCAUCGGAUAGCGGCUGAGAUGCUGCUGGUGGUGUUGGAGUGGAGGCCCCAGCCUCACAUUGCUGCUCUCAAGGAUAUUUCGGCCACUGCGCAGCAAGUCGAGAUUCGACUGCAGCAAUUCUGCUACUGGCCAAUGCAGUAUGUCACUUUGAGACAGCGAAAGAACGACUGGGAAAGUGUGACGACAAGUCAUCCUGACUACAUCCGAUUCUACAACAGCCUUUGGCUAGUUGCUAAUGAUGUGAUCAUCGGAAUUGCCUUGGGCUCAUACAUCAUCGACAACGCUUCCUGGGUUGCGGACCAGAUCAGCCUUAUCCUGACAACAUACACCGUCGAAGCUCUACAGAGCGGUAUUUCCUGGUUGAUGGGAUGGCCCGCUGGUUUGAAGCUCAACACCGAGUUGGCGGCGUUUCUUGGCGACUUGUUCCUAUGGGUCAUCGAUUAUUGGGCCAGUUGUAUCGAUACAUUUCGGCCGGCGCUGCCUGGUGUAAUCUGGUUCAUCGGCUUCACCAGUUUUGCUGGGGCUAGCAUGCCCAUCGCAGUGUUCUCGGACUUGCUUUCCGUGCUCACUGUCCACAUAUACUCGUUCUAUCUCGCCUCCGCCCGUAUAUAUCACUGGCAACUGACAAUCCUCAUCUCGCUCUUCCAUCUAUUCAGAGGAAAGAAACACAAUGUCUUGCGGAACCGUAUAGACUCUUGCGACUACGACCUUGAUCAGCUCUUGGUGGGCACGAUCGUCUUCUGUCUUCUGCUAUUCCUGCUGCCGACUGUCGUGGUAUUCUACCUGAACUUCGCCAUAGCCCGGAUGGUCAUCAUCUCGCUAAAAGCCGCCUUUGAUACACUUCUUUCCUGCUUGAACCACUUCCCCCUCUUUGCCCUGAUGCUCCGGAUCAAGGACCCCCAGAGGCUGCCAGGGGGCAUUCGUUUUGAACUUCGUGAUACCCAAAAUUAUAGAGUCGUACAUAAUCCAGCAAUACCUGAUCUCCCAUCCACAUCGGUAAUCUACCUUAAGUCCAUACCCUUGACGUUCCGCGCCAUGUUCCACCAGUACUUCCAGAUGGCCGCGCGCAUCCGAAAGCACUACCUCUCACCCCGUGUGCUUCUCUGCUUGCUCACGGGCAAGUUUGUCCCGCCUAUCAACCGCAAGAACCUGUACAGCCUUCAGUACAGCAUGUUGCCGGCCAAGAGGUCGGGGAUCAUGGAGAUGUGGGCUGCGGUCAACUCACUUGUGAGGAACGAGAAGAGGCAGCCCAUCCCAGUGAUAAAUGGGAGGCUAACUAGGACACGGGUGUACGGUGGGCAUUGA